AGCUUAAAAACUAUCUCCUUAUCAAUUCAUGCUAACAUCUAAGCCGGUGAAUAUUUUUGACAAUUCAAAUGAGUCGUGUCCUAAGAUCUAGUAUCAGGGAAAACAAAACAGAGCAAGUUACUACUCGAGAACAGCGGAGUAAGAGAGUUUUCUCUCUAAUCCCCUCAGCGUCUUUCAACUCAACAGAAACCCCUAAACGUCGUCUCACACAGCGAAAACGACCGGAUCCCCUCGAUUCUUGUAAAAAAGUAACAUCUCUCGGUUGCGAAUCAUCAACCGUAAAAGACCAAGUAAAUGUGUUGAACAAGCCAAAUACUCUUCUUGAAACUCACUCAUCUGUGGUCCAUGACUCACGUACACAAUGUGUCAAUGUCUCGACUAACUGUUCAAGUCAAUCGAAAGAAUCUAAUGCACUGAUUGUUGGAAGAGCAAAUGAGAUCAGUCGUUUGACAUCCCUAAUUCAGUCUUAUAUAGACACAAGGAAAAGUGCUAGUUUUUAUGUCAGUGGAGCUCCGGGAACUGGAAAAACAGCAGUCAUUUUACAUGUUGUCCAGAAUUUUAAAACCUUUGAGAAAUGUAGUGCUGCUGUGAUUAAUUGUAUGCAAUUAACGUCAUGUGCAGAUAUAUUUGGACGAAUAUCUGUUGUUUUAGAGGCUAACAAUGGCAAGGAAAAUAGUUCUAUCAGCGACGCUAAUUCAUUGGAAUGCUUUUUGAAUAAACGAUCACCAAAACAAACCAUUAUCCUAGUUUUAGAUGAAGUGGAUCAGCUAUCUACUCGUAGUCAAGAAUUACUUUACAGAAUUUUUGAAUGGCCAUCAAAACUUACUUGUCAUAUCAUUGUUAUUGGAGUGGCGAAUGCGUUGGACUUACCAGAACGUCUAUUGCCCCGUUUGAAAUCAAAAGCUCACAAACCUAUUCACAUUAUAUUUCCACCAUAUUCACAAUCUGAGCUUGCUGAAAUUGUUCAAGCACAUUUAUCUAAGUCAUCAAGUAUUGGGUCAUGUGUGCAACCACUGGCUAUACAGUUAUGUUCUAGAAAAGUUUCGAUUUCCAGCGUUUAUCAUUUCCUUCUUAGUUUAUGA
Schistosoma turkestanicum is the source of this 1082-nucleotide messenger RNA. NCBI's taxonomy places the organism in Eukaryota, Metazoa, Platyhelminthes, Trematoda, Strigeidida, Schistosomatidae. The record is from the annotation of a GenBank genome assembly.